AUGGCAGUUCAAAUUGUUAAGCCUCGGAUACGCGGGUUUAUCUGUACCAAUGCCCAUCCGGCUGGAUGUCAAGCGAAUGUCCUAAACCAGAUAGGUGAGAUUAAGCAGGGCAUCCCCUACAAAAAGACAGAUAUGAAUGCCCUUGUCAUCGGCGCGUCAACAGGUUAUGGGCUUGCUUCUCGUAUUGCUUUGACUUGGGCUUACGGUGCGAAAACGCUUGGACUUCUUUAUGAGCGACCCGCCGAUGCCAGACGGACCGCGACAGCGGGGUACUAUAAUACCGUCGCCUUUCAUCAGCAGGCAGCGGCGGAUGGGUUUUUCGCGGACAGUCUCAACGGAGAUGCGUUUUCGGAUGAGAUGAAGGCAGAAGCUAUUACCCGACUUAAAUCGAACUUCGGGAAAAUAGAUAUCCUCGUCUAUAGCAUCGCCGCACCACGACGAAUACAUCCGACCACUGGCGUCUCACAUCAAUCCGAGUUAAAACCGAUCGGCGCGCCGUAUACGGGGAAGACGGUUGACCUGAAUCGUGAAGUUAUCGCACCUGUGACGAUUGAGCCAGCGAAUGAACAGGAGAUCACCGAUACGAUCGCGGUGAUGGGUGGUGAAGACUUAGAGAUGUGGAUUGAUGCGUUGGCAGACGCAGAGCUGCUCGCGCCGGAGGUAACGGUUGUUGCCUAUACCUAUAUCGGAAGUUCCUUGACGUGGUCCAUUUAUCGAGAUGGGACUAUCGGUAGAGCGAAGGACGAUCUCAAGGCGCGUGUGGAUGCGCUUGACGAACGACUCGCAGAUCAACUCGGCGGAAAUGCCUAUAUCUCGGUGAACAAAGCCGUCGUUACACAAGCGUCUGCGGCAAUUCCUGUCGUACCGCUCUAUGUCAGCAUCCUCUAUGACGUUAUGAACGCCAAGGGCAUCAAUGAGGCACCGAUUGGGCAGAUGCGACGACUUUUCUCGGAGCAUCUCGGACCUGGUCUCCAACCGCAACUGGACAGUGAUCGCUACAUUCGUCUUGAUGACCGUGAGUUACAGCCAGAGGUAACCGACGCAGUGACCGAGCGUUGGGAGCGGAUUGAUACCGACAAUUUCCAUGAACUCUCCAAUUACGCAGGCUUCAGGCGAAACUUCCGAAACCUGUUCGGGUUUGAGGUUGAAGGCGUGGACUACGAUGAAGCGGUAGAGACGGAGUUGGUGUUCUAA
Molecule: messenger RNA, 1194 nt
Organism: Geodia barretti
Lineage: Eukaryota; Metazoa; Porifera; Demospongiae; Tetractinellida; Geodiidae
Source: the annotation of a GenBank genome assembly